Molecule: messenger RNA, 2037 nt
Organism: Penicillium angulare
Lineage: Eukaryota; Fungi; Ascomycota; Eurotiomycetes; Eurotiales; Aspergillaceae
Product: GMC family oxidoreductase
Exons: 3
Coding region: 1-2037 (678 amino acids)
Molecular function (GO): oxidoreductase activity, acting on CH-OH group of donors; flavin adenine dinucleotide binding
Source: RefSeq, a predicted model, not a curated record
AUGCGUCUUUUUGCAGCACUUGGGCUGCUGUCCACUUUCUCAAUAGCUCUAGCCUCGAAUGACCACAGGGCAAGUCAUCGAUAUCACGAUGAACACAGACGAAACGUUAAUCAGACCAAAGGAACGGUCAGUGAUGUAGAGUACGACUACGUGGUAGUUGGCUCUGGCCCUGGAGGUGGUCCUCUGGCAGCACGACUGGCCAUUGCUGGGUACAAGGUUUUACUUCUCGACGCGGGAGAUGACCAGGGGAAUGCAACCAGGCAGAUGGUCCCAGCUCUGCAGCUCCAGUCCACUGAAUACACGCCUAUGAAGUGGGAUUACUUUGUCAACCACUACUCAAACUUGACUCGUCAAGAGGAGGAUUCCAAGAUGACAUAUCGAACGCCUUCUGGCGAUCUUCAUGUUGGGCCCAACGCACCAAAUGGGUCGGAGCCUCUGGGUAUUUUGUACCCUCGCGCCGGAACACUUGGUGGUUGCUCGGCUCAUAAUGCCAUGAUCACCAUCUACCCUUACGAGAAUGACUGGGAGAACCUUGCAGCAGUGACGGGCAACGAAUCUUGGUCUGCUGCCAAUAUGCGAGGAUACUUUGAGAGAUUGGAGCGCAACAGGUAUUUGCCAAGCAGCAUUGUGGGCCACGGAUUUGACGGCUGGUUAACAACAAGUUUAACGGACUUGCGUCUCGUCAUUGAGGACCAAAAGCUUUUGUCCUUGAUUCUGGCUGGCGCAACUGCUGCAGGCCAGGGUCUACUGGGUAAAGUUAUUGAUACAGUGACUGGCCUUGCGGGAGUCCUCUUACGUGACUUGAACAAUGGUCUUCCUGGGCGUGACUACCAGACUGGUCCCUUCCAGGUCCCCCUUGCAGUUGACGUUCCUGAAUACAAGCGAACAGGUCCCCGGGACUUCCUUCUUCAAACAGUCAAUGCCGUGAACGAUGAUGGAUCCCGGAUGUAUCAUCUCGACAUACAACUUAAUACCCUGGUGACGAAGGUUCAAUUCGAUAACACAGGAAGCAAACCAAAGGCUACCGGAGUCGAAUAUCUUCGCGGACAGAGUCUCUACCGUGCUGAUCCCCGAGCCCCCACAACAUCAUCCACUGGUAUACCUGGUAGCGUGAAUGCGACUCGGGAGGUCAUUUUAUCUGCUGGCUCAUUCAACACUCCUCAGCUAUUAAAGUUGAGUGGUAUCGGCCCGAAAGGAGAACUUUCGAAAUUUGGAAUCAAGACUCUGGUUAACCUGCCCGGCGUGGGUGCCAAUCUUCAAGAUAGAUACGAGACCGGCGUUGUUGGCAAGUCUCCAACCGAUUUUGUACUUACCGAGAAGUGCACUUUCAUGUAUUCACUUCCAGACCCCUGUCUCGACCAAUGGGAAAAUGAUCCACUGUGGAAAGGUACCUACAGUACCAAUGGCAUUGCUAUCGCUAUUAUUCACAAGUCUUCAGUCGCUGAAAACGAGCCUGACCUGUUGAUCUCGGGUGCACCCGUGAACUUCCCAGGCUACUAUCCCAACUACUCCUAUGAGGGUCUCAAGGAUGCCCAGCAUUGGACCUGGAUUACGCUCAAAGCGCGCAGCCACAACAAUGCUGGAACCGUACAAUUGCGAUCGACCGAUCCUCGUGAUACCCCCCUGAUCAACUUCAACUCCUUCGAUACGGGUGUGACUGCAGAUGGUGGCGACGACAAAGACCUACAGGCUGUAUAUGAGGCUAUGGAGUUUUCUCGCACAAUUUUCGAAGACCUGAUUCCACUUGACGGUGGCUUUGACGAAGUCUGGCCAGGUCCCAAUGUUACGACCGAAGCUGAGCUGAAGGAAUUCAUUAAGCGUGAGGCAUGGGGACAUCACGCGUGCUGUACUGCUGCCAUUGGAGAAGAUGGCGAUCCGAACGCUGUCUUGGAUGCCGACUUCCGUGUCCGUGGAGUUGAUGGCCUUCGGGUUGUCGAUGCUUCUAUCUUCCCCAAGAUCCCCGGGUACUAUAUCGCGUUGCCCAUUUAUAUGGUCAGUGAAAAGGCUGCCGAGGUAAUCAUUGCUGACGCUUCAUAA